AUGGAAACAGAUCAUUUACUCAACAACAGACAAAAUGAACUUUACAGCCAGAUAUUUGAUAAAGAAGAUGCUAAUGAAGAUGAUAACACAGUUCAUUAUGAAGAGCAAGAUAUUAGCAAUGUACUUUAAAAUCAAUUGGGAGAAUAAUUUAGACUUAGUACGAAUUCAAUUAGGUAAAUGUAAAAUGAAGAAAUUAACCCUAAAGCUCUUGGAGGUAUAAGCAUUAGAAAAAGUUAAAGAAAUGUUGAUAGAGGCUCUGAUGCACCACCAGGAGUUUCAAUUAAUGUUUAAGAUAGCCCAGAUAAGCAAAAAUUGAAAGUUUAAAACUUAUUUGGCAAGGCAAGGACUGGUUCUAAGAGUAGAGACUCUGUAAGAUCAGGUGAAAACUUGGAAGGAUAGGUGAGAAAACAGAAAACAGAGAGAGAGUUUGAAAACAGAUGUCUCAGAUUACUGAAAAUAGAGGACUGGCAAUCUCUUGACGAACUUGCUUCUAAAUAUCUUGAGGAGACACAUGGAACAACAUUCAAGGGCUUGUUUUACCUUGGAGUAAGCUUGUAUAAACAAGGAGAUUAUGAAAAUGCUAUAAGAGCAUUUUAAAAAGCAGAGGAAAUUAAUUCAGAUGAUGCAUAACUCUAAUAUAACCUUGGUCUAGCUUAUUUUAAGUUAGAAUAAUAUAACUAAUGUGUGGACCAUUUGAAGAAGUGUACGAAGCUAGAUGAAAGUCACAUAUAUGCUUACAAUAAUCUAGCAUUUCUCUUUAACAUGCAUUAAUUCUAUUCAGAGACGAUAUAAGUCUGUGGCCAAGCUAAAAUGAAUAACCCAACAAAUCAUAAUUGUCACCGCCACUGGGCUUUUGCUUUGUUUAAAAAAGGGGAAUUCGCCAAAGCAAUAAAAAAGAUAAAAAAAGGAGUAUAAAAGAAUCCCAUUGAUCCAGAAAAUUGGAUUAUUUGGGGCUUAAUAUUAAGAACAGUAGGAAAUUAUGUUAGUGCUAAACAUAAGUUUAAGAAAGCUUUAAAAUUAGAUAAAGAAAAUGAAACAGCUAAGGAAGAGUUAUCAAUAGUAGAUAGAAUUAUUGAGCUAGACAAAUAAAUACCUUUGGAAGCAGUUCCAAGUCUAAAAAGAAAUAAUCCCAAAAAAGGAAUAAUAAAGGAUGGACUUGGAGGGGAGUCUGGUUGCGCCAGAUAAUGCCAUUACAAAAACUGCUCAAUAUUUUGA
Stylonychia lemnae is the source of this 1215-nucleotide messenger RNA. NCBI's taxonomy places the organism in Eukaryota, Ciliophora, Spirotrichea, Sporadotrichida, Oxytrichidae. The record is from the annotation of a GenBank genome assembly.